UCGCCAAAGGUAAGAGUUCCUUCUUUCUCGUGGCUGCGUAGUAUUCCAUUGUCAAAAGCUCAGCUCUCCCACGUAGGACAAGAUGGAUUUCAACCUGAGGCCUCUCCUGGAACAGCUGGAGCUGGAGGAGCUGAGCGAGUUCAAGUCUCUGCUGAGGACCCUUCCCCCACAAGAUGAGUUACAGCACGUGUCCCAGACGGAGGUGGACGAGGCCAGCGGGCAGCAGCUGGCGGAGAUUCUCACCACCCGCUGCCCCAUCUUUUGGGUGGAGAUGGUGACCAUCCAGGUCUUUGACAAGAUGAACCGAACGGAUCUGUCCAAGAGAGCCAAGGAGGAGCUCAGAGAGCUCACUCAAGCACAGGGCAGAAGUGUCACCAACCCAGAAGAAGUAACGGAAAGCUUGGAAGGAGAAACACCAGGUACACAGGACACCUACAGCAGUAUAUGGAAGACAUCCGGGCCCAUCUGGAAGCAAAACCAUUGGCCCGAAGCCAGUGAAAAGCUCCAUAAAUUCACGCAGAGAUACGAGAGGCUAGUCCCCUUCUGUAACCCCAACAUGCUGGCCGGGCCCUUCCCGCACACGGUGGUGCUGCAGGGCGCGGCGGGCGUGGGGAAAACCACGCUGGCCAAGAAGUGGAUGCUGGACUGGGCACAGGACCACCUCCCGGGGACAUUCCACUCCGCCUUCUACCUCAGCUGCAAGGGGCUGGGCCGCCAGGGCCCCUGUACUUUCGCGGAGCUCCUGGCUAAGAAGUGCCCAGACGCGCAGGAGGCCGGCCCCCAGGUCCUGGCUCAGGGGCAGAAGAUCCUGGUGGUCAUCGAUGGUUUCGACGAGCUCAGAGCGCCCUCGGGGCCCCUCAUCCAUGACAUCUGUGGCGACUGGGAGAAGCCGAAGCCCGUGCCCGUCCUGCUGGGCAGUUUGCUGAUGAGAAAGCUGCUGCCCAAGGCCACGCUGCUGGUCACCACGCGCCCGGAGGCCCUGGGGGAGCUGCGGCUCCUGGUGGAGCAGCCGCUGUUCAUCGAGGUGGAGGGCUUCCUGGAGGCGGACCGCAGGGGCUACUUCCUGAAGCACUUUGAGCAGCAGGACCAGGCCCUGCGCGCCUUCGAGGGCAUGAAGGGCAGCCCGGCGCUGUUCCACAUGGGCGCGGCGCCCGCCGUGUGCUGGGUCGUGUGUACGUGUCUCAAGAGGCAGCUGGAGAAGGGGGAGGACCCGGCCCCCACCUGCCGGACCCCCACCUCGCUGUUCCUGCGCUUCCUGUGCGGCCAGUGCUCCCCAGCGGCCCUCGGCAGCGGCCCCGCCCCGCACCUCCCCACUGCGCUCCACGCCCUGAGCCUCCUGGCCGCCCGGGGCAUCUGGGCGCAGACGUCCCUGUUCGAUGGCGAAGACCUCAGGCAGCUGGGGGUCAGCGAGGCCGACCUGCGCCCUUUCCUGGAUGGCAAGGUCCUGCAGGCGGACGCGGACUGCGAGGGCUGCUACGCCUUCCUGCACCUCAGCGUCCAGCAGUUCCUGGCCGCCCUGUUCUACCUGCUGGACGGCGCGGAGCGGGGGGACACAGGCGACUGCGUGCCAGACAUCAGGACCGUGCGCGCGCUGCUGUCCAAGGAGGAGCGGCUGCGCAACCCCAGCCUGACCCGCGUGGGCUACUUCCUGUUCGGCCUCGCCAACCAGGAGAGGGCCCGGGAGCUGGAGGCCACCUUCGGCUGCCGCGUGUCCCUGGACGUCAGGCAGGAGCUGCUGAGAGUGACGCACAGCAGGGACUGGCCUUUCUCCUCCAGGGCGGACAUCCGGGAGCUGAUGCGCUGCCUCUAUGAGUCUCAGGAGGAGGCGCUGGUGAGGGAGGCCCUGGCGCCCAUCACGGAGCUGGCCCUGCACCUGCAGAGUGAGAGGGACCUCGUGCACGCGUCCUUCUGCCUCAGGCACGGCCAGGCCCUGCGCAGGCUCUGGCUGCAGGUGGAGAAGGGGAUCUUCCUGGAGAAUGACGGGGCCUCGGAGCCAGGCACGUGGGCGGAGCGGUCCCAGAGUGAUCGGCACCUGCUUCCCUUCUGGAUGGACCUUUGCUCCAUGUUCGGCGCCAACGAGAACCUGGAAUUCCUGGACAUCAGUCGGAGCUUCCUCAGCACCUCGUCGGUCCGGCUUCUUUGUGAAAAAAUCUCCUCUGUGCCCUGUAGCCUCCGGAAAGUGGUCCUCCGAAAUGUGUCCCCAGCGGAUGCUUACCGGAACUUCUGCGUCAUUCUGGGCGGUUACGAGACUCUCACGCACCUGACCCUGGAAGGAAAUGAUCAGAAUAACAUGCUGCCCGUACUGUGUGGGGUCUUGCUUCACCCAAAGUGUCAUCUGCGAUAUCUCAGGUUGGUGUCUUGUUCUGCCACCGCCCAGCAGUGGGCUGAUCUCGCCUCCUCCCUGGAGACGAACCAUUCCCUCACGUGCUUGAACCUCACGGCCAAUGAGUUCCAGGACGAGGGCGCCAGGCUGCUGUACAUGACUCUGAGACACCCCAAGUGCAUCCUACAGCGGUUGUCGUUGGAAAACUGUCACCUGACAGCCGCCUAUUGCAAGGAGCUCUCUUCCACUUUGAUGGUCAACCAGAGGCUGACACACCUGUGCUUGGCCAAAAAUGACCUUGGGGACCACGGGGUGAGACUGCUGUGCGAGGGCUUGAGCUACCCCGAAUGUCGGCUACAGACCCUGGUGCUGUUCCACUGCAACAUAACCAGUGACGGCUGCGUCAUCCUCGCCACACUCCUCCAAGAAAGCUCUAGUCUCACGCACUUGGACCUGGGGCUGAACCACAUUGGAGUCACUGGGGUGAAGUUUCUGUGUGAGGCUCUGAAAAAACCGCUGUGUCACCUAAGAUGUCUAUGGUUAUGGGGGUGUGCGAUUACCCCAUUUAGUUGUGCAGACCUCUCGUCGGCCCUUAGCAGCAACCAGCACCUCGUCACUCUGGACCUGGGCCAGAAUUCCCUGGAGUACAGUGGGAUAAAGAUGCUGGGAGAUGCCCUGAAACUUCAAAGUUGCCCUCUGCAGAAACUCAGGUUGAAGAUCGAUCAUUCUGACGCCCAAAUCCAGAAGCUGCUGGAAGAAAUCAAAGAGGGCAACCCAAAACUGACUAUUGAGAGGGACAACCAAGAGCCCAGAAAUAACAGGCCUUCUUCUGCAGACUUCAUUUUCUGAAUCCCCUCCGAGUCAUUCGUUGUCCCGCCAAUCAAGGCGCCACGGCUCUUCGAGGCGAGGGUGAGCUUCCCGUGAGCCCGCUCCGUGUCAGUACUUUCUGGACCCGAUGGGGUCUGAGCCAUGGUUGCACCCUCCCCCUUACACAAAUCACGCACGUGUCACUUAAUCCUGUUACGAUGAGCUGCCCCAAUCACGA
Myotis myotis is the source of this 3368-nucleotide messenger RNA. It is a transcript of the gene NLRP2, whose product is annotated as NLR family pyrin domain containing 2. The transcript is spliced from 10 exons. The coding region runs from base 83 to 3172 and encodes 1029 amino acids. Gene Ontology annotation, biological process: regulation of inflammatory response. Lineage: Eukaryota; Metazoa; Chordata; Mammalia; Chiroptera; Vespertilionidae. Gene Ontology annotation, molecular function: protein binding. Gene Ontology annotation, cellular component: cytoplasm. The record is from RefSeq and is a predicted model, not a curated record.